This is a messenger RNA of Saprolegnia diclina VS20, 935 nucleotides long. RefSeq lists its product as hypothetical. The transcript has 2 exons. The record is from RefSeq and is a predicted model, not a curated record. The coding region runs from base 18 to 935 and encodes 305 amino acids. Lineage: Eukaryota; Oomycota; Saprolegniomycetes; Saprolegniales; Saprolegniaceae.
CGAACACGUCGAGAAGCAUGACCAGCGGCGAAGCAGAGAAACCGCCUUGGGCGCCGCGGGCGUAUGCGAUGAUGAUUGAUGCUGACCGUAAAGUCCACCUGCACAUCAACAACAAGCUCAUUGAGCUUCCAAUGUCCGACGCCGUCGCAGCUGCCGUGGUCGCGCACCAUGGCUCGAGAUCGAUCCCCGCCACAAACGUCCGUGCACUGUUUGUCGGCGGAAUUCCGCACGUGCACCGACUACUGAAAGACCGCCUUGUCCCUGAAGGCCCGUACACCGUGCUGCUGUCGCAUGUCGCCCUGGACGCGAUUGGGAGCACACAGAGCCUGGAGCCCAUCGACGCGCCGCCUUGUGGGUACUUUGGACGUCUUUUCGUGUGUCUGCCAUCGAGCUACGAAGGCGGCGCCAUUACUGUAGCCUCGGAUUGCAUGUUCAGAGUACCAGACUCCGCGGCCGGCGACAGCACCGAGGUCCAGACGUCGCCCCAAGGACUCCUCGCGGUGUAUGCAUCGACGCCCGUCACCGUGUCGCCGAUUACACGAGGCGUCCGUGUCCUCUUGGUCUUCAACCUCGUGUACAAGGACCCAGUGGCGCACUCGCGCUGUGGGCCGCCGACGGACGCCGAGGCUGUCACUGCAUGGAUCCCGGCAUCAGCGUUCAAGUUUACAGCGUCAUUCUACGGUCGCUUGCUGACCCAGCCAUCGACGUGGCUCGCGUUUGAAGAGCUUUGCGCCACCGACAUUCGGUUCGUCACGGCGGUUGCAGCGUCCAAGAAGUUUGAAAUCAGUCUCGCCUAUUCUAUGUCUGGCGGUGAUGUCGUGUACGCGCCGUGGCCAGCGUGCACGGUGCCCAAUGGCGUCGUUCUCGGUGCGUCACGCAUCAACAUUUCGUCACUGCGCGGCCAGUUUCCGUCAGCGUGCUUCUUGCGGCGUUAG